CUGCCUCCGUUUUUAAUGUCAACCUGCCUCCUCGCCGGGACAACAUACCCUGAGCUGGUAGAGCUAACAUAGGAGCUCAGCGCACCUUGCGAGCCGCUCUUCAAACUUCAUAAAUGGCUCGACGGCCGAGACACAGUGUUUACAGUAGUGAGGAGGAUGAGGAGGAGAUUGAGAUGUAUGAGCAUGACUAUGAUGGAUCCGUGGCCAAGACAGGGAAGCGUCACCUUGGCAAAACACGCUGGACAAGGGAAGAGGAUGAGAAGUUGAAGAAGCUUGUUGAGCUUCAUGGAUCAGAAGACUGGAAAGUCAUUGCUAAUUUAUUAACUAACCGUACAGAUGUGCAAUGCCAGCACAGAUGGCAGAAGGUCCUCAACCCAGAACUCAUCAAAGGCCCCUGGACCAAAGAGGAGGACCAGAGAGUGAUUGAGCUUGUCCAGAAAUAUGGUGCCAAGCGCUGGUCGGUGAUUGCCAAGCACCUGAAGGGACGCAUUGGCAAGCAGUGCCGGGAGCGCUGGCACAACCACCUGAACCCAGAGGUGAAGAAGACAUCAUGGACUGAGGAGGAGGACAGAAUCAUCUACCAAGCCCAUGAGAAGCUGGGCAACCGCUGGGCUGAAAUCGCUAAGCUGCUCCCUGGCAGGACUGACAAUGCUAUAAAGAACCACUGGAACUCCACUAUGAGGCGAAAGGUGGAACAGGAAGGCUACCUUCAGAACACCUCAAAAAGCGGCAACUCCUCGCUCUCCCUUGGCCACAGUUAUGUCAAGGCUGCCAGUCACAUCAUGGGGUUCUCUCACCAUUCACCCAAUCAUACACCGCUCCCUCCUCUUUCACCACUCAAUUACCCCUAUAUCACCGACACACACAGAGUUCCCUUCCCUGUGGCACUGCAUUUGAACAUCCUGAACAUUCCCCAGCAUGGAACCGCUGCUAUUCAGAAACACUAUAUUGAAGAAGACCCAGAGAAGGAGAAGAGAGUGAAAGAGAUUGAGCUGCUGCUAAUGUCUACAGAGAAUGAGCUGAGAGGCCAGCCAUCACUACCAAUCAAUCUGCCCUAUCCCAACUGGGUCAACCAGAGCUCUGUGACCGACAGCUUAGAGGGUGUGCCUAUGUCAUUACAUCAUCACCAGGCAGCCGCCCCUGCCCUGCCUCUUGACCAGGGCUGCCUACCUGAGGAGAGUGCCUCCUCAACGCGCGCCCACAGCCAUAGCAACAAUGUCAAUAACAACAGCAACAGCCAUCACAACAACUCUGCGUUCUCUAAUACUCUUCCAGAGUUAAUGGAAUCUGUCAUUGACUCAAGCCUCUCCUCAUUGGAUGAGGCCACCAGCAGGAUUCUCAGAACAGACAGGGUCUCGUGCAGUAAGAGCUCAGGAGCUGCUCAUGGUGCAGUGUCAGGGGUUGGUUUCACCUGCUCGACUCCCAAGCCCUCACCAGUCAGACACCUACCUUUUUCACCCUUGCAGUUUUUCAACCAAUCAAUGAGCCCAGAACACUCAGACAAUGACAGUCUACCAGUGAGCUCGCCUGUGGAGUCCAAACCUCUGAUGCCCACACCCCUACACCGUGACCACACUUUCAGGCCCCAGAAAGAGAAUGACAUGUUCAGGACUCCAAAUAUCCGCCGUUCCAUCCUGGAGUCAUCACCUCGCACCCCCACACCCUUCAGGUCAGCCUUGGUCCUGCAGGAGGCCAAGUAUGGACCUCUCAAACUACUGAAUGGCCCUCUAGAUCAGGAGGUGGUAGAAUCCAUCAAACAGGAGCCUAUGGAGUGCAACAUCUCAGGAGGAGUGUCACCAGAUGAGCAGCCUCCUCUGAAGAAGAUCAAACAAGAGGUGGAGUCACCCUGUGAGAGGAGCCCAUGUAUGCAGUGGGAAGGACAAGAUCUCCAAGCACAACUCUUCUCACCAACUGGCCCUGCACAGGAAGUACCUGACCUGCUUACUAGCUCAGUACUGAGUGAACAUGGACACAAAGUCUACCACCUCCCACACAGGGCCAUAGCCAGCCCACUACAGCAGCUCAAUUCAUGGGAGCAGGUGACUUGUGAGAAAACAGAAGAACAGGUUUUGGCUUCAGAACAGAGCCACAAGUACAUCAACACUUACCCUACCAGGACACUGGUCAUCUAGACAGAAAACAUGCGCACACAAGACAUGUUGAUCGGAAAACAACAUUCCCUGCGCUGGACGCAGCGCAAUGGGUUUCUUAUUUGUUGUGGUACAACAGUUGGGAGAGGCACAAUGCCAUUGGUGUUUUUACACUCACACUUGUUGGAUUUCAACCAACCAAAGACUAUUGAUUUUGUUUUUGAUUGUUUGUUUGUUUGUUUGUUUGUUUUUGUUUUUUGUUUUUUGUUUGUUUUUUAGAAUUGUUUUGGGUUUUUUAUGUCAUUUUUAUCUGUUUUGGUUUUAUUAUUGUAUUUUUAUCAAUCUUGUAUUAUAAGUGGGAAAAGGUGGCUAUAUAAUUAGCAUUGGGCUGUAUUCUAAUAAUUUUGAUAUUAAUAUAAAGAACAAGUUGAUUAAUUUAUUUCUUUUGCUUUGAUGACUUUGUUGUUUUUUUUAUAAUUGGCUAAUGGAGCAGUGUUUAACUUCAGUAUUUAAGCCCUCUUAGCAUUAUCUUGCAUCCAAAAGGCAUUUUCAUUAAUUCAAAACUGACCUCUGUAUUUCAGUCAUGAAACUUUUUUUUUUAUUAAGGAAAUUAAAACCUUGUCAUAGGCUGUUUUGUAACUACUGAGAAGUUCAAGUGUUGCCACCAGAUAUAAACAUUUUAAUGGUGAACUUGUUGCAUUACUAGUUAUGUCAGCUCUCAUCUCAGGUAUAUAUUUGACUAUGAAUGAUCAUGUUAUGCUGACAUGACAGUACAGCCAGCCUUGUGUAGUGUUAUCUGAUUAACAAAACCUCUUUAUAAUUGAGUUUACAGUUCAAUAUAGCAGUUAUUUUCUUUCUAGCCUUCACAGUAUCCUCUAUAGGGAAACAUUUUUCAAUGAACAACAUGUUUUUAUUAAAGUAAAAAAAAAAAAACUGUUUUUCUAUGAACGUUACCCAGUAAGAGUAAGACCAAGCUGCACUUGAACUCUUGAGUUCUCCACAAAAAGCA
This is a messenger RNA of Myripristis murdjan (pinecone soldierfish), 3099 nucleotides long. It is a transcript of the gene myb, whose product is annotated as v-myb avian myeloblastosis viral oncogene homolog. Gene Ontology annotation, molecular function: RNA polymerase II cis-regulatory region sequence-specific DNA binding; DNA-binding transcription factor activity, RNA polymerase II-specific. Gene Ontology annotation, biological process: regulation of DNA-templated transcription. The transcript has 16 exons. Gene Ontology annotation, cellular component: nucleus. NCBI's taxonomy places the organism in Eukaryota, Metazoa, Chordata, Actinopteri, Holocentriformes, Holocentridae. The coding region runs from base 114 to 2132 and encodes 672 amino acids. The record is from RefSeq and is a predicted model, not a curated record.